This is a messenger RNA of Pocillopora meandrina, 9784 nucleotides long. The record is from the annotation of a GenBank genome assembly. NCBI's taxonomy places the organism in Eukaryota, Metazoa, Cnidaria, Anthozoa, Scleractinia, Pocilloporidae.
AUGUCAAAGAGCGGCAGUAAUAUAACAUGGAGAGACCAGCUUGUUGGAUCCAUCGUGGUGAUCUUGUUUGCCUUUACUCUCGUCUUAAAUUUUCUAGCCCUUCAUUAUACCUAUGUCAAAGUUCGCAAGCCCUCGCUGAAGAAAAUCCCGCAUCUUUUCGUUGGCGCGCUGUCAUUAGCAGGACUGGGCAUCGCCUGUUUUCAAUAUGUUCCAUUCAUAACGUCGCGUUUUAAUGGCGAGUGGUCGCGCGAAGAUGGCGUUUGUCACUUCGUCGCGUUUGGUGUUCUGUUUUUCGGGACGCUAACAAUCUCUUUGGUAGUGAUGAUGAGUUUGGAGCGAUUAGGUGCGAUAGUCUUCCCUUUUUACUACAAGGAGAGCGUCACAUUUCAAAGAUGCGUAGUCCUGUUGGCCAUCCUGGUCGUGUACUCCUUUAUCCUUGCCAUUCUUCCGCUAGCGCUCAAUAAAGUCGAGCUCAAUGUGUCUACUGGCGUUUGCAGUUACGCCGUCGAGUCGCACAACGUGGAUACGGGCAUCGUUGUGUAUGUAAUGUCCAUACAUUACGUCUUGUCUGUGAUAGUUAUGGUUCUUUCUAACAUUACCGUUGUAUACACCCUACACGUUCUAGAAAGAAAUUCACUUUCGGAUGUCUAUGAUCAAGACAACAAAACCGAGAAAGGAACUCGCGUUAAAGGCUCUGGUACCUCCGCCUGUGUUAGCUUCGCCAAAAUGGUUACGCUUAUGGCAGUGUGUUACUCAAUUUGUUGGACCACAAUAUUGGUAAGUACUGCCCAUGUUUUAAUGAUCAGUUUUUAGGCGCACAUCUCCGCUCGCCGGCGAAUUUAACUUUAAUUUCAGUGAGUCUCUCCGGCAAGCAGAUCAUUGAAAUUUGUGGUCUUUUGGGGACCUUAACGAUGUUUAUUUGCUUAUGCUAUCACAGAUUCCGUCUCGUCAAUGUUAUUGUAACUUUUUCCCGCGCGAUCAAGCCACGGUAGAUUGUUUCACCAAGGAAUUGCUUCAUUAACUUGGUGUAAACGCAAAUUGUUUUAGUCUUUUUUUCUCGCUUCUAAGCAAGCUGCUUCGCUCCAAGUGGCCGGAAAUCUAAAUCUGGAAUCAGGAAAAAAUAAGCCAUUUUCGCUCUGAAUUUCGCUGGAUCGCUUUGUGUUCACUGCUUGCUUACGCGAUGAUAUGUAGAAUUAUACUUAUUUUAGAGCGUUUGAAGAGAAAUGAGUGAACAUCCAAGCAUCUAUUAAAGAAAUUGAGGUAUUUCUUUAAGUAUGGUUAUCUUUACAAGAAAAGAAACAAAAAGCGCUAUAAUACUGAAAAUUGUGUUGGCACAUUUAAAAAACACAUCUGAAAUUGUCGCGAAGGUUACAGAUCAAGCCGUACGCGGUAGUUUUCGAAAGAGACGCAACUUUCGAUUUAUUUAUUUUUUUUAUCGCAGUUUUAUAAACAACUUAAAGCGCAUCGAACCAAGAGCGUGCCAGUCUGUUUUAGUUUUUACUCGUGUUUUAUUUCAUUAAUUCUUUCGUAGACCUCUGAGGUGAGUGGUAAUUAAAUCGAGAAUUUUGAGAUCAGUGAAAAUUGUUUCCUUAUUUUUUUUAUUUUGAGGCAAUCGCAAAGGUUUCCGCGACCAGAUGUCUGCGAAAUGCGCUGAAAUAAAAUACAUUACACGAUGUUCACAAAGCAUCGAGAAGCCUGUUAAACAAAAGCGAGUGAACUUGAAUGAAUGAAAUUGUUUCCUUGAAGCCAAUCCGCAAGGUACUGAGAUAAAACAACAAAGUGUAUAAUGAUUUCCGCGCGGACUCGCCUAUCUUGAAUGAAGUAAUCGUCUUGAAAUGCUUCGAGCGUAACUGAGUAAUGGGCUAUGGAAGCUUCAUCAUUAAAAUUUCCGAAUAGCGGCGUCCUUCGAUCUCUUGAUACAGAAAUGCCGGAAUUGUUUUUAUCUCAGGCCUCCCGCAGAAAUUCAGGUUCAACUUAAAUUACUUACAGUGAAACACAAAGUAAAUAGAACGACGGCUAGGAGAAGAAGGAAAGCAAAAAUACAAAUAGAUAAAAAAAAAAUAAAAUAAAAAUAAAAUAAAAACAAGCGAAGAAUUGUUGUGCGGCUUGUCAAAUUACUUAGAUUCCUAUCAUCAAGACGAAAUAAGGAUUUCGUUGACGGGGUUAUCUCAGGGAAGAAAUCUGUUAGACAAAGUUGAAUUAUUAAAUUGAUUAGGUCUUUUUUUUCUUUGCGUUUUUUUUUCAUCGCUUGUUUCUUUGGAGCGAUGUUGUACCUGAUAUGAAGACUACAGUGACAGCAAGAACCCACAAAUGAAGAGAGUCAAUUUGUCCAUAGUAUUACCCUGUAAUGAACCGAAUCAACUUAAUAGCAAAGUCUUUUUACCUUAUCCAAAUGUUAUUUUAAUGUCGAAUCCCUUAAGAUGCCGCUUACUUUGGUCUUGUAAAUUGCUAUCCCCUACAGACAGUCAUUCACAAAAGUACCAACUCAUUUCGCUAUUCAUUGCAAAAUAUUUACGAAGUUUCUAAUAAUGCGAAAAAUUCAUGGAAAAUUACUAAAACACUAAUAUAAUUUAAUUUUUUUAGUGCCUGAAAAAUGUUUUGAAAGGUGUGAAUUUGCAUCUGUUCUAAAUUUUUAUUGAAAUAGGUUUUGAAUGAAUUGAAAUAAAAAAGCAACUUUUUCAGUUCGUAAUUUCUAAGAAUGCAUUGCGUUUAUUCUGUACUUUGUUGAAAAGGAUUCUUUUCAAAACCUGUUUCCGAGGUCGGUUUUAAUCUUUGUGAAAUAAGGUUUUAAAAUAUAGCGGUGAUACUCACCGAGUAAUUGCAAGUCGUUCGUAAAAGCUAAUGAAUAUUUGAUAGUUUUGCUUUAGUUCCCGCAAUCUGCUUUGAAUAAUGGAUCAGUGGGUGAUACAUGCCUCACUCAACCAUUCAAACUAUGCCGAAUAGCUUUCUCUCCCUUAGUCACUCAAAAGUUUUGAUUUUGUUUUCCAUAUAGGUUGUUUUUUAAAUAAUUAAUUAAAAUUAAUUGUCUGUGGUCUGGAAUAACAGGAUGGUUUUUAAGUUUGGUGAAUGCGGCGGGAGUAAAUGUAAAGUGUGAUCAUCGCUUACUCUUUAAUAUCUGCAAGAGCAUGGAAAAUAUAAUUGGUUUUUCAUUUUCCCCUUUUCAAGGGGAAAACGUGCUUGGUAACUCUAGCGAGGCAAUAUCCCAAUUUUUCGCGAUCUCGUCUUUUUUAUUAGUCAUUUCCGCCGAAUUCUCCUUUGCAUAAUUGUUGUCCAUAGGAAAAGGCCGGUAAAACGAGGCCUAUCGAAUACUUUUACCAUUUUUUUGGGCUUAAAUUAUGUGACGAUAUGUUUUGGAAAGAAUCUCAAGCCUCUUUAUGCUCAUUUUAAGUGCCAUCUGCCCCAUACAUCUUGGUGUGGUAUUUGAAAAGUGAAAGGGGAGUUUUUAUGUUUUGCCGACUGCCAACCAUAAACACUUAUUGACUGAAAGGGAAAUUACAUUCGAAAGAAUACCAUGAAUUUACAGGAGAGUUUGUUGUUGUUAGUCGAAAAAUGCGCUUGACAGAAUUUUAAUUAACGGCAAUAUAAAUUAAGUAAAGCUUGGAAAAGGUGUGGGAAAACAUUCAGAACUUUCAUUACUUGAAAUAUUUAUGUUUUUUUUUUUACUUUAACAGCAACUCUACGUAGGAAAUGUCAUAAGAGAUUUAGGUUUCCGCCUAAUUAGAUCCGCCUAAUGUCAUACUCUUUGUUAAAGAGUAACAAUGAAAUGACCAGUUGUAGUUCUGUAAAGUAAACUAGUGUCUAAUUGCAUUCUACGCAAGUCGGUCAAAUCUCCGUGACGAAGGAGUGCGAUGCGUUCGUUUUGGUAAUGUUAUCAAGUGGAGGGAUGUUAUAUUAGAUUGCCAUCAGUCGCUCUUAAAUACGAUGACGUGAAAUGAAAGUUGUUAAUCUCAGUCACGGUUAAAAGGUUAAAAGCAAUUUGCCACAUUUGCGCCUUCACCAAACUAUUUCAGUGACUGAGUGCUUCCCUUUGAGUAAAGAAAAAUUUUAGAGAAGUAUACCAUGAGCGUGGGAAAGGCGAUAGCCAAAAGGCGUCGAACCGACAGCCCUUUGUCUGGUGUUCGGAUGUUCUAUCUUGUCGCCUUUCCGUUCGCUAUCAGAAAAAGCUUGGCAAUUUUCUCAUUAUCAGCGCUCAGCUGAAAUAAAGAAAUAAAACACGACUGACUUCCUCUGCGUCGCGGAACACGCUUCUGAAUACUUACUAUCCGGAAAAUAGGUUUAGUAAUUGCCUUGAAACCAACAUGGGUCCCCGGUGGAUCUUUCCUACAAAGGUCGAAUGCCAGCUUUGUCAGUUCGCGCUGGUGUCUUCAGUACAUUCAGUUAUUAGUUUCCACGAUUAAAUCAAUAUUGCCACCAUUAGAUCCAAUUGAUUUUUCAGUACAGAAGAAGGAACUGCUCACAGUCAAAGCUUCCUUUCCAAAGUCUUUUCACACGAGUUUUGUCUAAAAAUGUUUGAUUUAAAAUCACAAACCUUCAAAAACACUAAGGGUGGGUAUUCAAGGGCAACUGAAAAUGCAGCCUCGCGCUUUUCAUUACAGAGGCCCUGCAGGAGCUUAUUUCUCCCUCUUCAAGCUAAAUACAUCCCUUUGGAUUACUUAUGUUUGGGGUUUAAAGCUACAUGGAGUAACGCCGAUGUAGUUGGCGCUGUAAAAACCUACAAAUGCGCAAGGCUUUGAAAUGCCCUCGUAAAAGUUUAGCCUUUGACUAUUCCUCGUCAAUCUUGUCAGACUUACGAUGUGAAAAGAAGCCACUUUCUAUCACUUUCCCAUCUUAAGAUUACGUUUCCCGUUGUUCUGAAGUCACUCCAGAUCAACACUCUCUUUGACGCCAGGAUGUAUGCUAUAUCAUAAAGACAAGGACCAUGUACCUUCUUAUCAGUGUUUCCCUGGUGUAUAUUUUUGUUUAAUUCCUAAGGAGAACAGAUUUAAGGAAUUAGUAUUGAUUUCCCUUUGCCACUUUUAGCGGGUGGCAUGCAAUGUUUCUUCAUGCCAAAACGAGCACCUUCCAUCGGUCAUUUCAAACUGAUGACAUUGUAAAAAAUAAGAAAAACGCUGUCACCAUCAGUGAUAAUAUUGUUGUUAACUUCUUAUUUCUUUUUAUCCAUUUAUUUUUUCUUUAUUUUUCACGUUUUCUGUUAUGUCUUAUCUACCAGGGAAGACAUUGGUGUUUAUAAAAGAAAGAAGGUUCUAUAGAAUAUAUGUUAUUUGUCGCCUUAAAAAAUUAAAAAAAAAAAAAAAUGAGGAUUAUGAUUUAUUUUGGGUUACUUUUUCGGAAUAUGGUGCAUACCAUGAAUUUUACUCCGCUAAGUUAAUUUUGGGGUUCAUUGCUUCCAAUGGGUCUUACUUUCAGAUUUUCAUGGAAGGAACUGUGAAUAAGUUCCAGAGAUAUCACGUCAUUCACUAUUGAUCGUUGCUUUCCAGAUGCGUAUUAUAAUUUUGUACGCUUACAACUGGCAUAACAUCUAUUUUGAUCAAGUGGUUCUCGUCCUGACCACACUGGAUCCUUUAAUAAAUCACUGUGUCUGCUUGUGGACCAUGAGGAAAUACCGCGAUGGCUAUGCUUCGUCGCUGGGCAAGGUGUUCUCCUGUUUAAAGCCCUCAGAGGAAGGCAUGUUCCGCUCAGCUAUCACUCGAAUCAGCUCUAUAUCAAGGCGCUCAUUCAGUCGAUCAUCUUCAUCUGCUCGUUCAUCAUCUAUGCGAACUUCAAGAAGAAAAUCUUGUAAGUUUGGAUUAAUCUUGAUUGUAAACUUUGAAAUUUUUUAAGUUUAAGAUAGUUGUGCCUUUUGUUGUUGUUAUAGAAGGGAUUGGGUUCUAUGUUGGAGGGUAACUCUGAAUAAAGAAUUAAUUUUCAUGCUUUACAUAAUAUUUUCUAACUUCCCAAUACAAUAAUCGAACCAUGGAAGUCUUUAUACUGUUAAAAUAAAAAAAGCCGGAACAAACAGCAAACGAUCAAAUGAGAUUACGAAGCCAAGGAAGGAGAGAAAGUGUGAAAACCGGCAACGAAAAAGGUGGAGAAGAUUUUAAUUGCUCUUAGAUGAAAAGCGGGAAGUACCAACCGGAAUAUCUAGUUGUUACAAUUUCCUGUUACCCUGGCAUUUGGCUCAAUGCGUGGGUAAAAAUCUUACCACGGAACAAAGUUAAAGAAGGAAAUUCAUUCAGGGAUGACUGAGGGUGAAAAAUAUGACGUUAUAAUAGGCAAUCGAUGAAUGAUUGUGAAUUUAUUAGUCAGGAUGUUUCUGUUUAGUUGGAAGAUGAAAUUUCUCCCAGAAAAUAGUCCUUAUGAUCGCAUCAAGUUCAGUAGGCUUUCAUUAUAAAACGGGAGUGAGGAGAUUUCAGACUUUAAUUUUUAUGCUCUUGCUGUUGAUUUAUUUUGCACUCUGCGACAACAAAAGCACUUUGCACAAACUGCUAUAAAAUUCAACCCCUGACAGUUUAAUGUGAUCUCUCGUAUCCCACGCCAACGUCUGUAUAUAUUUUCAUCUUUAAUUUUCCGGCCAUUGGCGAUAUCCUGUACAAAUAUAGUUAUGUCACAUUCAGAAUGAGGAUUACGCCCCAAUCUUAUAGUUCCAAUCUCUAGUUUUAGGACGUGCGAGAAUUCCCAAAGUUAAAAAUGUUUCGCGUGAUGUGCAUUACAAGCCAAAAAUUAUCUUCCACAAGAGAAUAUUAACGACACGCCUCCACAUUGCGUGUUAAAAGAUAUCGAUUUGCGAGGUGACGUCCGUUUUAUGACCUUUUGAUGCAUUCUUCGCUCUAUAAAUAUAUUUAACUGAUUGCUGUAAGAAGAGAGCAGGUCAUAACCUGGUGUGAAUUAUGCUUCCUCGUAUGAAACGAUCCCCCUGAGAAAAGUUGACCUUUUUCGUCUUAUGAUCCCAUACAGCUACAACAAGACUUUCAGUUUUUGGCAGAUACCACCAUGCUUCACUCUCAGAGAGGAGAUGUUAGCUUCAUGAAAUAUAUGUUGCAUAAUCUAUAAUCUCGCUCUAAACGUAACAAUAGUGUUUUGUGUAGGAGGAGGGAAAUUUUCUCUGCCAUAAUUUUUCCUUGUAUAAUUUUUUCGCGUGCUUUUGUUAUCAUGUUUUUCUUAAGCACUUAUGGUGAUUACAAUAUUCACCUGUCGACCUCAAUCGUGCUCGAUCGACGAGGUUGUAGCGUGCUGAGUGUGAUUUAUUACCAUACCAUUGACGAGGUACGAGGAAGGCACAUCUAAGUUUUUUUCCGUUUUUUUUUCCAGACAUUAUCGUUUACAUCGAUAUCCCUUAACAAUCAGUCAGAAAAACAUGAUUAAAUUCUGUUUGUGUUAUGCUUCUAAGGUUUGUAGCACCAGAAAACGUUACAAGCAAGACGAUAUUCAGUUAGAAAAGCUCGCUGUAUAACCGAAUUAAUAUACAAGUCAGAUUCAGAAAUAAACUAUUCGCCAAUUCAGUGCAAAAUAACCCUUUCGAAAGCCAUUUUCAGUUUUCUUCAAUCCCAAAACUCUCCCGCAACACUGAAAUAAUGCUCGUAAAGAGGAGAAAAAAUAAAACUAAGACCGCAGGAGAUAAAGGAAUUUAUCUAUAAACUGAAUGAGAUAGGUCCCGGCAUUGACAAAGCUAUACUAAUGAUGAUGCUUGGGUUGGAGAACUUUCGAAAAGGUGUACGAUGAUAAUGACUACAAUGUUUAUAUUAGUAACACAAAGAAUAGCGUGGGACAUAGAUGGCCAUGGAUAGAGAGAAUGAGCAUGAGCGGCAAUUGACGAAAUUAAAGCGAUUUUGUUUUUGAAAAGGCAACCUGUGAUGCGACUCACUCAAGAUUUAUAACUGAAAGAAUAUCGUGGGUCACUGCGCCUGUUAAUUUUGGUUUUAUUUAUCAUCUAACAAGACAACUCUUAUUUUUCUUCGUAGCUGCCGCACAUACGUAUAAACAAGUAACUCAAAAUAACCUGGAUGUUCCAGCACUUGUAGAGGCUCAAGUCGGUGGUGAAAUUCAGUCCGAUCCUAAGGAACUUGUGGAACAAGGACAUUCAGACGACCCUUAACGAAGGGCCCAUCAUACUAGAGGUAAAAAAAAAAUGAUGUGGCCUUCAUGAAAAAUGAAUGGUUGCUUCUCACCCCUCCCCCCUUGAGAAUGGCGCGUUCUUUUGAAGAGAGAAUCGUGAUGAGGCGUGUUAGAAAUGUGUGAGGAUUCAUUUCCAAGCUAUGUGACUUUGAUAAUCUCAGUAUCAUGAUAGUUGUUUUGUUUUUCUCAAAUGGAAUGUAGUUAAUUUCCGUUAUAGGCCGUGGUACCCUUGGCCUCUUGCAUGCUUGUUUUGUAAUGAUCUCAUUCUGAAGUGUGAGUGCAAGAUCUAUCGAAGCCUCUCUUUUGUUUGUUUUUCAGCUACAAGAAUUAUGUAGAUCACUUUCGCAGAUUACUUACUUUUUUCACUAUGAACUUCACACGCUUUGGAUUGCGAACAUUUGAACAACUCAGCGUUCGUUCUGGGGGACGGAAGAGCAGAAAUAGCUCUUGGAGGUGGAAACAGUGGUAACAGUGGAAACAGUGGCAAUGACGGAAUUAAGGGCAAUCGAUUAAGUGUUAAAAAUGAACAUUCUUAACUUAUAUUACGUGAUUCGCCGCCCUAGACCCACUGCAAAGUAAGCCUUGUGUUCACGUGACCAUACUAAAACUUUUUCCCUUUUUGGCAGUUUUUACCGCAAUGGAAUCGCGUAACAUUUCGUAAAGAAUUCAAAACUAAGAAUACUGAUAAGGUCAUAUCUUUUAGCCGUGAACUAAAUCCUUCAUUGACCAGCUUUUCAGCCAAGAGGGCUGGGCAUCGACCACGAACUAAGUCAUCCAUGAUGCAGCCAUCUUAGCGUCACACGUGGUCAAGAACCUUUAUAUUAUUAACUAGCAUGGCUUUUUGCCACUCUUUAAGUCAAACGAAAGCUAGGGCCGAAAUCAUUCUGUUCUCUCGGUGGCGUAAAUUUUCUAAAAUUCUCUGAAAAUGGUUGUCGCGUAAAUCCGUAAGAAGUCUUACUUCUAUGCUAUCGCAACCUCUAAAACUAUAAUAAACCUCCAAAACUCACAGAGAAAGCACAACAACCAAGUGACAGGGAGGUUGUUAGUUUAUUUGUUUACUCGUUGAUUCCUUCAUUUAGCCGCUAGCUUCUUACAAUCGGCUUACAAUCGCAGAAGAGUGCCAAAGACCGAAUAAUCGACAGUCAGCUCCCACUUGCAAUCGAAAAUAACGCUAAAAAAUCCUCGUACUGUGAACCUCAAGGUACCAAAGCACGUGAUUCCAUUUUUAGAGCACCUUUCGAUUGAGUUUCGUGAAAAAAAAAAAAAACCAAAGUUAUCACGAAGACCAAUCAGAAGGCAGGUAAAUACCCUUAAGAGCCAAUGAGAACUCAAGGGGAAAGUAAGCAAACCGUCCAAAGCGCGCGAAAACGUGGGUGAUGAAAACGUGAUAUUCGAUUGGUUGAGAGUGGCGCGAGUGUUUUUGGACCAAUCACAAAAACAGAAUAAAUCAAAACCAAUGCAACCUUGGAUUACGUUCGAAAUUCAAUUGAAAAUUGCUCUACUUGUGUCCUUUUAUGUGCACAUUCCUUUCCCCGCAUCAAAAAUCUAGAAGAAAGUAAGCACUCUAAACCGGCCUGAAAUCGACCGUGGGUAAUUUGAAGAAAAGUAAUGGGAGCUCGGGGAAUAUUUUAUGGAGCAGUUCAAAACUGCGAUUAAAUAAAGCACCUCUCUAAGUCAUGAUGGAGUACCUAAG